Messenger RNA from Kuraishia capsulata CBS 1993, 834 nucleotides. RefSeq lists its product as uncharacterized. The transcript is spliced from 2 exons. Bases 1 to 834 code for a protein of 277 amino acids. The record is from RefSeq and is a predicted model, not a curated record. Lineage: Eukaryota; Fungi; Ascomycota; Pichiomycetes; Pichiales; Pichiaceae.
AUGAGUACUGUUAUUCAUCCAUUGGUUCUGUUCACAAUUGGCGAGACCUUGACGCGGAGAAUCGACUCCAACGUUGGAGUCUUGUUAGCCAGGUCUGGUUCGAAAUCGUGCGCCGUGGUCGCGAGCUUCCCCUUAGUGUUGAGUGGUGACUUUCAACUCUCCAAAUUUGAUGGAUUGCUGAAAGACUUUUCUGUGGUUUACCCAGCAUCGCAAUUCUAUGGGUUCUACUAUAUAACAUCUGCUGAUGCGACCUCCGAGACAGUGAUCAAGACACAAAUUGCUGAGCUCUAUAAUGGUGCGAACAUAUAUCUGGCCGAUGAUUCAAAAAGACCAGUAAUGAGAUUUGACAGGAACGUAUUUGAAAACGACGGCCAGAACGAGAAUGGUUCGGAGAUUCCAUUCGUCAAUCUGUAUGAUCUUGUCAGCAACGACCCGAUCGAGUACUCCAUGAGGUCAUUUGCAUCGGAAAAAAUUGCAAUUGAUGGUAUAUCUCACCAUUUGAAAGACAGCACUGCAGAUGCCAAGUCUAGUGAAUCGACUCUGGCGAAGCUGGAUACGGCUGUUGCCGAUAUGGAGGCCUUUCUGGCCACAAUGAGAGGAAACAUCGAAGACACAUUACAGUACUUGUACAAGGUGCAAUUGGGAGAAACGCGAAAGGACGAUUCUUUUUUGAUCCAGCUGGAAACGAUACUGGAUAAGAUUGACCGUUUGUCGCGUGAAGAUCACGAUAUACCGCGUACCAAUUCCCGCUUGGUGCAAAAACUAAAGGACGAGAUCAGUUUGAACCUAUCCUUGGUGCUGACUCAGGUUGAGUUAGUGGAAAGGCAGAUAUGA